CCUCUGUCAGCCUCCAACCCAGGACCCAGCCCCCCAAGAUCUGAUUCGGCCUGCUCUUAUGCCUCUGUGAUCAGCAUCAGGCCUCUUCACCUCUCCAAGCCCCAGCUUCCACAUCUACAAGCUGACUCUGAGGAGCUGGGUCUGCACCAUCUACCCAGGUGAGACUCCUGACUGUGGCCCAUGGGCCUCUGAGGAGGCAUCAUAAGUCCACCCAGCUCCCCACUUGCCGUGCUCCCACUCAAUGGGAAGGGAACCAAGGCCUUGUCCCACCAUAAGCCACGGCCUCUUGACAACACCGGGAUGGAAGUCAAAGGUCAGCUGAUCAGCUCUCCCACUUUCAAUGCCUCAGCUGCCCUGUUCGGAGAGGCUGCUCCCCAGGUGAAGUCAGAGCGUUUGAGGGGACUGCUGGACCGGCAGAGAGCUCUGCAGGAGGCCCUGAGUCUGAAACUUCAGGAGCUACGCAAAGUGUGCCUCCAAGAGGCGGAGUUAACUGGCCAGCUGCCCCCUGAGUGCCCACUGGAGCCUGGGGAACGGCCCCAGUUGGUCCGCCGGCGGCCCCCUGCAGCCCGAGCCUACCCUCCACCGCCCCCCAACCCAGCACACCACUCCUUGUGCCCUGCUGAGGAGCUGGCUCUCGAGGCUCUGGAACGCGAGGUGUCAGUGCAGCAGCAGAUCACAGCAGCUGCCCGCCGCCUGGCCUUGGCCCCUGAGCUGAGUGCUGAGCAGCGCCGGCGCCGGCGCCAGGUGCAGGCAGAUGCUCUUCGGAGGCUGCAUGAGCUGGAGGAGCAGCUCGGGGACGUCCGAGCCCGCCUAGGUCUCCCAGUGCUCCCGCUGUCCACAGGGGCAGUUAUAACCACCCAGAAUGUCUGCCUGGGCACACGCCUCACUCAGCUCAGCCAAGAGGAUGUAGUUCUGCACUCAGAGAGCAGCUCUCUCUCAGAGUCUGGGGCCAGCCAUGAUAAUGAGGAGCCUCGUGGCUGCUUCUCUCUGGCUGAGCGCCCCUCGCCACCCAAGACCUGGGACCAGCUGCGGGCAGUGUCUGGGGGCAGCCCUGAGCGGCGAACCCCAUGGAAACCACCCCCGUCAGACCUUUAUGGGGACCUGAAGAGCCGACGGAACUCUGUGGCCAGCCCCACCAGCCCCACACGCUCGCUGCCCAGGAGUGCCUCCAGUUUUGAGGGGCGAAGUGUGCCUGCCACCCCUGUCCUCACCCGGGGCCCUGGCCCCCAGCUCUGCAAACCUGAAGGCCUCCAUUCACGCCAGUGGUCUGGCAGCCAGGACUCCCAGAUGGGAUUCCCUCGGGCAGACCCGGCCUCGGACCACCGCGCCUCACUCUUUGCAGCUCGCACCCGCCGCAGCAACAGCUCUGAGGCCCUGCUAGUGGACCGGGCAGCUGCAGGGGGAGCUGGCUCCCCACCUGUGCCUCUGGCUCCCCCUGCCACUGGUCCCCCAGUCUGCAAGAGCAGUGAGGUGCUGUAUGAGCGCCCCCAACCAGCCCCUGCCUUCUCCUCCCGCACAGCUGGCCCCCUAGAUCCUCCCCGGGCUGCCCGGCCGAGCUCAGCUGCCCCUGCGUCCCGUGGGGCCCCCAGGCUCCCACCUAUGUGUGGAGACUUCCUCUUGGACUAUUCCCUGGACCGGGGCCUGCCCCGAGGAAUUGGUGGGCCAGGCUGGGGGGAGCUGCUGCCUGCAGCUGAGGUCCCAGGACCCUUCUCCCGCCGGGAUGGGCUCCUCACCAUGUUCCCAGGCCCACCACCUGUGUAUGCAGCUGAUGGCAGCAGCCCCCUCCUCCGCAGCAAGGACCCCCACACCCGUGCCACCCGCACCAAGCCCUGUGGCCUGCCCCUGGAGGCUGCAGAGGGUCCAGAAGUGCAUCCAAACCCUCUGCUAUGGAUGCCCCCACCCACUCGUAUCCCUCCAGCUGGCGAGCGCAGUGGCCACAAGAACCUUGCCCUUGAGGGGCUACGGGACUGGUACAUCCGGAACUCGGGACUGGCCUCGGGGCCCCAACGCCGGCCUGUGCUCUCCCACAUGGGCCCGCAACACCCGCCCUUCCUCCAUGCCCGCUGCUAUGAGGUGGGCCAGGCGCUCUAUGGGGCCCCCAGCCAGGCACCCCUCCCGCACUCGAGGAGUUUCACGGCGCCCCCUGUCUCCGGCAGGUAUGGGGGGUGCUUUUACUGAUGGGUACGGGUCUCUUAAGGUAGACGGCAAAGUCUCCAGGCUAAGGGACAGAUAGUUGUGAGCGCUAAUGACUUGGACAAUGAGAGUGCUAACUGCAGGUUGGCACAAGGUCACUGGGCUCUGCCUGACCUAUGUUAGUGCAUAGGGUCUCAGUGGAGGGGUAUCUUGGGCCCUGGUAGCAGCAGUUCUUUACCAAGCUAUAGAAGGAUUUUAAUAUUUUAACAACCAGUGCAUGCCAGCUGAAAAUGAACCUUGGAACCAGGGUGCUGGGAAGAAGGGACAUCCUGUGCCCUUGCCUUUCUCUUCCUCUUUUCACCACACCCUGUGCUUGUGAGCCUCCAGGUGCUGUCCUGUGCCUCCCUCCGCCGCUUUAAUGAGCCGAUUUUCCUCUCUCUUUCUGUGUCUUGUACGUCUUUUCUUCUCUUCUCUGCCUUCCCACCCUGUCCUCUGGAUUCCUGCUACCCACUUCUAAAGAUACUACGCGGACUUCCUGUACCCCCCGGAGCUGAGCGCUCGUUUAAGUGACCUGACGCUAGAGGGGGAGCAGUCCUCCAGCUCUGAUCCUCAGACCCCGGGGACACUGGUCUGACCCCUUCUGGUACGCUCCUUGUUGGCCUGGGCAUGACUCCAGGCUGGGGAGCACACAGCUGACCUCGCCGAGUCCCGGGGUCUGCUUGUUCUUGGUCCUGGGUGAGGGGUGCCAACCUGAUCUUCCAAGGCCCCUGGCUCUGUGUGGGCCCAUGAAGGUGUCUGACGCCCUGCUUCUCCUCUCAUACUGUGCUGGGAACUGGGGGCCCUCAGCCAGCUUAAAAGAGGGGGGAUGGUGUAAUGGGGGCUCCAAGCCCCCUCCUCCUUUUCUGUUUACAGUUGUGAUUUAGGUUUUCACUGUCUCUUCCCAACACUAGACAUUUUAUAAAAGGGAAACUGUGAUAUUGUCUGGUUGGGUUCAUUCCUGUUCCAUGCCCAGCCUGUUCCAUUCAGGAAACCCCCUCCAUGAAAUGGACCAUAUAGAGUUGCAGGGCCCUGUUUGGGGCAGCUAGGUACUCUGGUGUGAACAGAACUCUCUGCCACCCCCCACCAGGGCAGUUCUUGGGGAGGUGAGCUCUCUGCCCACAUUUGGUGGGGGGGGCUUGGGUUCAUUUUCCCACCCCAGGGGUGCGGGAAGGAGCCCCAGUUCCUGUCUGCCUGUCUGUGCCCGCUUCCUCUGCCCCGAGGCCGAGAUGGCCCAACCUUUGGCAGCAGCCUCUACCCUAUCCCCACUCUGGAGGCUCCACAGGAGGGCCCAAGGACAGAGCCAUUGGGUGUGUUGUGUCCUGGGAUGCUGCUGUGGUGGAACCUCAGGUGACGCCUGGCCACAGGCUGCGUCACAUCUUCCUUGACUUUCCUUCCUUCUGCCACUUUUUAAACAAAUCUACGCAACCUGUGUUUUCUAUACCUGUCUGUGAUUUUCUGCAGCUAGGGGUCCCCAUACCCUUUACCUGGUGUUAAACUUUUCUUUUUGUAUCAGCGGAUCUGGGCCCAAGACACUACCAACAUUGGAAGAGGAUUUCUAAAAUAAAUGUGUAAACUGAA
Miniopterus natalensis is the source of this 3750-nucleotide messenger RNA. The record is from RefSeq and is a predicted model, not a curated record. Lineage: Eukaryota; Metazoa; Chordata; Mammalia; Chiroptera; Miniopteridae.